GGUCGGCCUUUGGGAAGGACAGACCGAGAAGGCGAGCAGGGACUUGGAGGCGACCAGGGGGCGCCGGCCGCUUGGCUGCGCUCCAGUCCAUCAGUCCGUCUUCGGCUGCGCGCUGUUCGAGCGCCCAUGAGUAGCCCUGCCGGGUCGUCUUAGGCUGCCGCGGAGUCCCCCCCGACACCGGGAGCCCCGGGCGGGGGCGCGACGCCAGGGUGGGGGGGUUAAAUGGAUCGCCAUUCCAGUUACAUCUUCAUCUGGCUGCAAAUCGAACUCUGCGCCAUGGCCAUCCUGCUCACCAAAGGUGAAAUCCGAUGCUACUGUGAUGCAGCGCACUGUGUCGCAACUGGCUAUAUGUGUAAAUCGGAGCUGAAUGCCUGCUUCUCGAGACUUCUUGACCCCCAGAACACGAAUUCCCCACUUACUCAUGGCUGCCUGGACUCUAUUGCCAACACAGCAGACAUCUGCCAAGCCAAACAGACCCAAAACCACUCCGGCACCGCUGUGCCCACAUUGGAAUGUUGUCAUGAAGAUAUGUGCAAUUAUAGAGGACUCCAUGAUGUUCUUUCUGCUCCCAAGGGUGAGACCUCAGGACAAGGAAGCCGCUAUCAGCACGAAAGCAGCCGAAAUCUCAUCACCAAGGUUCAGGAGCUGACUUCUUCCAAGGAGUUGUGGUUCAGAGCGGCAGUCAUCGCUGUGCCCAUUGCAGGGGGGCUCAUCUUAGUCCUGCUGAUCAUGUUAGCUCUGAGGAUGCUUCGCAGUGAAAACAAGAGGCUCCAGGACCAGCGGCAGCAGAUGAUUUCCCGUUUGCACUAUAGUUUUCAUGGCCACCAUUCCAAAAAGGGACAGGUGGCAAAGUUAGACUUGGAAUGCAUGGUCCCAGUCAGUGGGCACGAGAACUGCUGCAUGACCUGUGAUAAAAUGAGACAGUCAGACCUCAGCAAUGAGAAAAUCCUCUCCCUGGUUCAUUGGGGAAUGUACAGCGGGCAUGGGAAGCUGGAAUUUGUAUGACCACGUUUUACCCAAGUUAAACUGAAUGGGGGAAAAAGACAAAAACCAAAACUCUGGAAGGCCUUUGGGUUCUGCUGGACAGGAGCACUUUAUCUGAAGAAAAACGAAACAAAACUCCUUAAUUGUCUUUGAGAGAGAAAAUCACCUCUACGAAAAGAGUCUUGGAGAUUUCUUCUGAAGGAUUAUUUGCACAGAAUUAAAAUACACUCAAAUGUAUUAUUUGCUUUAAAGCUGUAAAAGCAAAAAAAGUAGAAGUUGUACACUGUCACCAGGGUUAUUUGAACUGUUGGGAGCUGGAAAUAAGUACCAAAAUAAACUGAAAUAUACAGUAGGCAAGCUCCUACGUGUUUCUUGACUUAUUGUAAAGAUUUAAAAUAUAUAUAUAUAUAUAUAUAUUUUGUCUGAAAUUUAGUGCUGUCUUUCUUAAAUUAAAGAAAAUAGUUGGAAGAUGAUCUAAUUACAGGAUUACCUUGUAUAUUUGAGGCUCUGUUGCAAGGCAUUAAUGCUCAAUAAAUGUUCUGAUCUGAUCUGUUACAAUGUUAAAAA
This is a messenger RNA of Gracilinanus agilis (Agile Gracile Mouse Opossum), 1551 nucleotides long. RefSeq names its product BMP and activin membrane bound inhibitor (gene BAMBI). Gene Ontology annotation, molecular function: frizzled binding. Lineage: Eukaryota; Metazoa; Chordata; Mammalia; Didelphimorphia; Didelphidae. The transcript is spliced from 3 exons. Gene Ontology annotation, biological process: positive regulation of canonical Wnt signaling pathway; negative regulation of transforming growth factor beta receptor signaling pathway; transforming growth factor beta receptor signaling pathway. The record is from RefSeq and is a predicted model, not a curated record. The coding region runs from base 223 to 1005 and encodes 260 amino acids.